Anastrepha ludens (Mexican fruit fly) is the source of this 436-nucleotide messenger RNA. RefSeq names its product cuticle protein 5.1-like. Bases 93 to 329 code for a protein of 78 amino acids. The record is from RefSeq and is a predicted model, not a curated record. NCBI's taxonomy places the organism in Eukaryota, Metazoa, Arthropoda, Insecta, Diptera, Tephritidae. The transcript has 2 exons.
GAGUAUUUAAACUAGCGCCAUAAACGCAAUUGUCAUCAGUUCAGUUUUGUUCUUCAACAAUACAACAGCAAACAAACAAUCAAACAAACAAAAUGUUCAAAUACUUUGUUCUCGUUUUCGUGGCCCUCUUCGCCUUCGCUGCUGCCGAACCUAAGCCCGCUGUUGUCGCACCAUUAGCCUACUCAGCUCCAUUGGUUGCUUCGCCCUACGCCGCCGCCUACGCCUCUCCGUAUGCUGCUUACGCUGCUGCGCCUUAUGCCGCAUACGCUUCACCCUACGCUGCCUACUCCGCUUACCCAUACAACGCCGCCUAUGUGCUCCGCAAGUAAAUGGAAUGUAGCAGAAGAACUGUGAUAGUGAUUGGAAUUGAUUGAUUGGCAAUGAAUAGGACAUAAUUUGAAAAAACAAAAAAUAAUAAAAACUAAAUUUGAUUUGA